Messenger RNA from Physcomitrium patens, 3386 nucleotides. RefSeq lists its product as uncharacterized. The record is from RefSeq and is a predicted model, not a curated record. NCBI's taxonomy places the organism in Eukaryota, Viridiplantae, Streptophyta, Bryopsida, Funariales, Funariaceae.
UAUAAGAUAAAGAGUUCAAAAAGUUUAGAGGUUGUGCAUUUGCCAGGCAUGUUCUGAUCCUCUCGCAUCUUCCGCAACUGCGUAUAUAAGGACCGCAAUUCGAUUCAAAAACCUUCGAUCACGGCGAUUCAAACUCGUCGAUACAUUCGGUGGUUGCGUCGAUCGUUGCCUGGCUGAAAAUCGCGGGAGCACGGAUCUUUGCAGUUUUUCAAACGAUGCCUCGCCUCGGAUUCAAUGAGAAGGAGAAAUGAGCUUCAGAGGGCUUUGCAACAUAGGGUGUCGAUCUUCUAGGGUUUUUACGCCGCUCGAGGUUUUUCUGUUUGGAAGCGAUAAGACUCUCGUUUGACUUGAUUGUGAAGUUUGCGGGAAAUAAGAGUCUGGUGGUUUGCAAUUCAGAUUAGGUCUGCAGGUAGUUUCGAUUGGGAGAUGGUUUUGAGGCGAAUCGUUUGAUUGCGACCGAAUUACGUAGGUGUCCUUUUUUUUCUUUUUUUUCUUUUUUUUUCUUUUUUUAUAUAUAUAUAUGGUGCCGAUCGCCUGCUUUCAUGGACGCUCGUGUUAGCUCGACACAGUCGCAGGUAGAGGCCUCGACGCCCGGGCUUGCGUGGAAAUGGAUUUUGCAGAAGCUUGCGGACGUUCCGGAGUUUGGAGUGGCGUUUCUCAACGAGCUGAUUACCACUCAUGUGAAAGACACAGAGGAGGCGCAUUGUUGGCCUUUUCUGGAGAGAGUAGCUUUACGGAACCUUGAGGAGCUGGUUGUUUCGAAUCAAAUCGACUCCGAUGUUAUUCCUCUCCUCAAGGCACUCAUUGGGCAAGACAUCAGUUCAGUUACAAAAGGUUCCUCUGUCAAGCAACGGUUCAACAAAGAAUUGGUUCUUCGUGUUCAAACCGAGGUAGUUCUUUCUGUAUUAAGAGAAGAUGUGAACAAGGGGGAGAGAGAUUGGUCAUCUUUCGCAUCGGAACUGGAAAGAGUUUUUACAGAAGAAGCAGACAAUGGUGUCUUAGAUCGUAAAAGAGAGCUUAGUGCACUACUUAAGCCAAAGAACCAAACGGAAGCUGUUGUUGCAGCUUAUUUCAACAAGUAUUGUCUCAAAAAAUUAAAGGAUGACUUGUACACGUUCAUUGAUGAGAAGAAAAAAUCAUUCAAGCCAAUGUUCUUAGACCAGUUGUUGCGUGACUUUCUUAGUUCCAACGGGACUCCAUUUCCUGAGGAGCUCGGUGACGUGAAGAAGUUUAGAAAGGUGGACACACAUGCUAAUCAAGCGCAUGUGGACACCGUCAACCUCGAGAGCUUACCAAUAUUGACGGGCGCACUCACAAAUGCGAAUAUGAACCCUCAAAAUGUGGAACAUGAAGCUGGAAAUGGGCUUGAAUUUGAUAAAACUGGAGAUGAAAAUAUUGUGCAUGGUCGCCGUGGUAGGAAAAGGCUGAGGCGGAAGGUGCUAUCUGCUAAUCAUGAUAUUGGUGACGAUGAACCCGAAGAAAUGCAAGAGCACAAUCCACGGAUUAAAAAACCAAGAAGAAUGAUAUCAACGUCCCCUGUUCAUUCCGAGACUGUUCUCCAUCAGGAUGUUUCUGAAUUGGCGUUAUCAAAAUCUAUUUCUCUGAAAGAUAACUCCCCUGCAAAGCAUAGAGCCGAAUCGUUAGAGCAGCGUUCAUCAUUGAAAAGAGGCAAGGAGGGUAUGAGUGCAUCUGGGAAUUUUGGAUUAAAAUCAAUGAGAUGCUGCACACCACAUGUAAGUGCUAGCAUGGAAAAGUCAGAAGCGUAUGUAGGGGAGCCAGGCCGUACAAAUAAAUGUCUUUCAGUCGCAGAUGUCGAAUCUGAUGCUGAGACACAGGUAAUGAAGGGGUUAAGCACCGAUGGUGAGGAAGGAAACCUCAUUAAAAGAAGUAACGGUGACGAUCACCUCAAGGAAAUGGCUGAGUCUUCAUCUCAUUCAGAGAGUGGAUCAGACCAGGGAGAUUCUCAAAAGAUUGUGGCAACUGGGGUCGUAAAGAAGAAAACCUUAGGUUCACCAAGUCAAAGGAGUAUAUCGGUGGAUAGAAGAAAAAAAGCCCCGGUUUUACCAUCUGAAGAUAAAAUAGCUCAACAGAGGGAUAUUGAAAAGUUCUUGAUAAAGAAUGAAUUCAUACCUUUGGAUGCUCAAGACAUCUACAAGUUCGAAUUUCUCGACGUUGGUGAUGAUGGUCAUGAAGACGUAUGCCACAUGUGUGGCUUGCAUGGGAAACUAGUUUGUUGUGAUAGAUGCCCCAUCUCUAUGCACUUUACGUGUACUGAGGUUCUUGAUCUAAGAUUGCCCAAGGACGAGGAGGAGUGGUAUUGUCCUAUUUGCGUUUUCACUAAGGCAGCUCAAGUGGCAGCAGAGGCCAAUAAGGUAGCAGCUGCAGCCAAGGAGAAGCUGAAAACCUUCAUGAAAGAAAGCAUAAAGAAACAAAGUUCUUCUGAAGGCGAUGCAUUGCAUCAGCUUAGGCAGAAGAAGACACAAAGUGAAAAUAUCGAGCAGGAGAGGACAGGAAAUGAAAAUAUCAGGCAGAAGAAGUCAAAAUCGUUGAGGAAGAACGGAGCUGGAAGUGUCUGGGAGUCGUCUGUAAAAUGUCUGCUUUUUAACGAAGACGCGAAGAAAACUGAGAGGGCACCGAAUACCCCUGAUCAAAAUAUUUCAAGGAGACGGCUGCUUGCGGAGAGCACAAGUGGACAGAAAACGAAGGAGAAGGAAAUUUCCGCACGCCCCUCGAAGAGUAGCGGACCUAAAGAUGACAGUGGCGAGGAGCGUGUGGUACAGGAAGCUGGAGUCCAGGAAUUAGGAAGUGGAGCUGGUGACUCCAGAAAGGUUGGAGGUGAUAAACAUGAUGGAGACCUGGAUGAAGACGGGGGUGAGAAGUUACAAAAUUUGGAUUGGGACAGAUUCCUCAGUGGUCGUCGGAAAUUACCAGGUUUCCGCAGGAGGCCCUUACCUUGGACGAGAGAGGAAGAGGACGCCCUCAUGGUAGGAGGGUGUACGACGAAUUUCAAAUAAUGGAGAGUGGGGUUUCCAUUGGAAACGAAUUCUGCAGUUUGGGAAGGGUAGGUUUGAUCCUAGCCGUACUUAUGGUGACCUGAAGGACAAAUGGCGAAAUCUUAGUAAAGGUGUUUCAUAACUGUAAUCUUCUGUAUCAUACUCAGCCAGUUUCUAUUCCUGUUACAUUUCCAGACAUUCAACAUUUGUAUGUAGAGUAUUGUGAGAACUUAUACUCAGCACAAUGCAAUAUCAGAAUACAUCCUUCUAUAAGGAUGGAUGCUGUAACUGGUUUCUGUUUACUUUAGUUCGAGUACUUGUACUAUAGUUUUUUUCUAACUCGCUGUUGUAAAACAUUUUCAAUUCUUUCUUUAGUUGCGUUCAUUCAGGCUA